Messenger RNA from Cercospora beticola, 483 nucleotides. RefSeq lists its product as uncharacterized. The record is from RefSeq and is a predicted model, not a curated record. Lineage: Eukaryota; Fungi; Ascomycota; Dothideomycetes; Mycosphaerellales; Mycosphaerellaceae.
CACGCGGAAUCAGAUUCAGACUCGACAUUCAGUCACUCAAUCUCGCUCAGAUGGCUCAACCUACACCCGACGACGAACUUCUUCUCAUUUUGCUCCGCAACCUCCGCAAUGUAGUCUACACGUUUGGCGAGAGCAGCAAGCAGCAUAUGUCAAUGCGCGCUAUGGUUCUGGAACAUUUGGAGGAGAUGCGACGAAAAGGUCUCACGACGAAUCUCAAUCUGGCGCGGCAACAGGAACGGCAAAUGCAGGGAGUUGAGCAGACUUCAGUUCAAACUGGAACUCAACAGCCUGAUGACUUGCCACAACUGAUGGAGACUCUGGCUACGCUCAAACUCGAAUGAUCGAAUGAGCAGUUGCACAACUACAUGCGUAUAGGCUCGCUGCUCAUUCGAGAUGAGUGGCAGGUCCGAAGACGAACGACAAGUACGGAUCGAACAAAAGCCGGUGCUCAAGGCCAUGAGAGCUGCAAUGCGACAAGCCUAG